GUGGCAGUUUUACCACCCCACCUCGCGCCGUGUUCUGUCCUCCCAGGACGUCACCUUUGACGAGUCGGUGCCUUACUACCGUGUGUCCCAGGUAGACGCAGUCGAGCCUGUCGAGAUAAUUGUUGACUCUGGUGCCACUAGAGGUGCUGAGCCUGCGCGUGCCGAGUUCGGAGGUGCUGAGUCAGGGGGUGCUGAGCCUGGGGGUGCUGAGUCUGGGGGUGCUGAGCCUGGGGAUGCUGAGUCUGGGGGUGCUGAGCCUGGGGGUGCUGAGUCUGGGGGUGCGGAUCCUUGGGGUGCGGAGCUUGGGGGCGCUGGGUCUGCUCGUGUGGCCGCUGGCGGUGCUUCGUCGAGGCGGGAGCCACACUCUCCAGAGGAGCUGCGCGAGUGGUUUGCCCGGCGCUGGAGCCGUUUUGCUAGAGCUGGAGGUACUACUGUUGUUGCUGGUCCCAGAGGUGCUCGUACUGGCGGUACUGGAGCUGCUGGGGCUGGGGGUGCUGCUGGGGCUGCUGGAGUUGCUCGUGCUAGAGCUGGUGGCGGUACUGGAGCUGCCGGUCCUGCUGGAGUUGGUGCUGCUGGAGCUACUGGAGCUGGAGCUGCUGGAGGUGUUGGCGCUGGUGUUUCUGCUAGCGCAGGUGCGUCUGAGGGUGCUAGAGCUGGCGCUGUUGGAGCUGGAGGUGCUGCUGGCGCUUGUGCUGUCGCUGGGGGUAUUGGUUUACCGCCCGCCUCCCCCCUACCUGCUCCUUCUCCCUACACUGGUCCUACUGGAGGUCUUGCUGAGCGUCGUGAGCCUGCGUCUCGUCCUGCGUCGCCUGUUCGUGCUGCUCGCACUAGUCGUCGUGUUCCGCGUCCGCGUCCUCCUGCGGUCCCAAGCGCACACCAGAUGGCGUUGCGUCCUUCCACUGCUCCUCUGCGUGUCCCGUUGCCGUCUCCUCCAAAGUCCUCUCUUCCUGUCCUUGUUGACGCGGAGUCUGACUCUCUUCGUGCAACCAGUCCUACUGUCACGCGUCUCCUGGCCACUGUGGUCACUGACCCUUCCUUCGAGUCCACUGCAGCGUCGAACCUAGUUGCUGAGCUUGUCGACUUUGCUGCUCGCUGUCGUCUAGACUACGCUGCUAGUCUUGUUGCUGAGCCCGAGUCUGUCUGUCCUCCGUCCGUCGGGGGUGAGUGUGCUCUUAGCACGGACGUCUUUGAGGACAGGCAGGAGGAGUUCAAGUGUUUUGUUGCUACUUUGCCUCAUCUCGUGUCCACGCUAAUUGCCUCUGAGGGAGACCCGGAUGCACCAGACAUCUCGACUCCUCGAUCGUAUGCUGAGGCGAUCGAGGGUCCCUACUCCUCUAAGUGA
Closterium sp. NIES-65 is the source of this 1342-nucleotide messenger RNA. Lineage: Eukaryota; Viridiplantae; Streptophyta; Zygnematophyceae; Desmidiales; Closteriaceae. The record is from the annotation of a GenBank genome assembly.